Messenger RNA from Amphibalanus amphitrite, 1259 nucleotides. Its product is annotated as neo-calmodulin-like. The coding region runs from base 388 to 870 and encodes 160 amino acids. The transcript is spliced from 5 exons. Gene Ontology annotation, molecular function: calcium ion binding. NCBI's taxonomy places the organism in Eukaryota, Metazoa, Arthropoda, Thecostraca, Balanomorpha, Balanidae. The record is from RefSeq and is a predicted model, not a curated record.
GAGUCUGCACCCAAGGGCCUCCGUGCCAUACUGUUUGUCACCGUUCUCCGAAACGAAAACUCACGCUACGUCUCAGACCUACGCCAAAACCAAGUCUCCGGCACAAUGUUCGUGACUAUCCGUCCGUGCACGAGGGCAAUUAGUUGCGAGUGUAGGUGCUGGAGGGCUGGCUGGGUCCAGAGUCCACUCCCCAGUGACUGGUCACCUCUGGGAUCACACCUGUGACGUAAGUGUCGGUAUAAGAGCGGCGCCGUGGCGUCGUUCCUCGCAGUCGACACCGUCAGGGCAGCUGGUCUCCCUCGUCCCGUCUGCCUCUCACCGCACAAACUCGGCGUUCAAGCAGCAGGUCUGCACAGACGCACCAGAAACAACUCGUACAUCACAAUCAUGUCUCCCAGCAUCGCCAGUCUGCCCGUAGAUCAGGUCGCCUCGCUGCGCCGUCAGUUUGACCUGCUGGACACUGACGAGGAUGGCCACAUCUCCCCGGUACACCUGACCAACGUCCUGCGCAGCAUCGACCUCCACAUCACCGAUACCGAGAUGGACGAGGUCAUGGCCAAGACGGACGUGGAUGGUGACGGCAUCAUCACAUUCGAGGACUUUGUCGAGGCUUUCCGCACGUCCCGGAGGGAGGAGCUGGCCAAGGCUGACCACGAGAGGCAGGCCAACCUCAGGCAGACCUUCCAGAUCUUCGACCGUCGGAACUUUGGCACCAUCAGCCCCAAGGACAUCUGGAACGUCAUGAGGAGCCUGGGAAAGAACAUCCCCCUCGAGGACAUUGAGGACAUUGUUGCUGAGAUCGAUCAGGAUGGAGACAGUCGCAUCUCCUACUCUGAGUUUGUGCAGUGUGUGUUUGCGGACGACGAGUGAGGCCGGGCUGACUCUCGCACGUUAUCGAACUGUCGGCUGGCUGGUCCAGUCCGAUCCGUCCCGGGUAUGGCCGCAAACGGCGGACCGCCCCCACGACCGCCGACCCGCGCCGCUGUCUGAGAGAGUGAGAGAGAGAGAGCUCCGCUGUCCUGUCGGUACCGCGUGGCUCCGGCCGCCCGCUAGAGGGCGAGCCCGCCGGCCGGUGGUGCUCGCCUUGAGCGGCGCCGGACGCCCCUCCGCCGGGGACCGGGGGCGGUGGGCGCCGCCCUGGAGCCGGCCCGGAGACGCCGCACCCGCCACGGUCCCCGAGCCCUACAUCUGUCUAUGUUUAUGGCACGCUUGUGACCGCCGCACUUGUUACUAAUACAAUGCACGGUGACAGCAAAACA